Messenger RNA from Racocetra fulgida, 420 nucleotides. The record is from the annotation of a GenBank genome assembly. NCBI's taxonomy places the organism in Eukaryota, Fungi, Glomeromycota, Glomeromycetes, Diversisporales, Gigasporaceae.
AUGGAGUAUGUUCAAUUAUCUGAUGGCAAUUCAGGAACAGUAAUACCUUCCAACACAACCACAAGAUAUAAUAUUCAUUUAUCUAAUAGCAAUUCAGAAACAGCAACACUUUCCAGUGAUUCUCAAUAUGACCAUAUACUUCAAUCACACUCUGGUGAGCAAUCAUCUGAUGGCAAUUCAGAAACAGCAACACCUUCCAGUGCUACUUUAGCAACACCUUCCAAGUAUACUCAAUCAUCUGAAAUUUCUAUACAUAAAAGUCAAAAUAUAGAGUAUGCUCAAUUAUCUGAUAGCAAUUCAGAGACAGUAACGCCUUCAAAUGCAACCACAAAAUAUAAUAUUCAUUCAUCUGAUAGCAAUUCAGAAACAGCAACACCUUCUAGUAACUCUCAAUAUGAUUAUAUACUUCAAUCAUCUCUG